Messenger RNA from Nicotiana attenuata, 981 nucleotides. RefSeq lists its product as uncharacterized. Gene Ontology annotation, molecular function: nucleic acid binding. Gene Ontology annotation, biological process: DNA integration. Lineage: Eukaryota; Viridiplantae; Streptophyta; Magnoliopsida; Solanales; Solanaceae. The record is from RefSeq and is a predicted model, not a curated record. The transcript has 2 exons. The coding region runs from base 1 to 981 and encodes 326 amino acids.
AUGAAAAGAUAUGGUGAAGAGUUGAAGGAUGAUAGGGUCGUUGUAAAAGUACUACGAUCCCUAGAUUCAAAAGUUGAUUAUAUUGUUGUUGCUAUUGAAGAGUCCAAAGACUUGGACACCAUGACCAUAGAUGAACUUUCGAGUUCUUUGCAAGCCCAUGAAGAAAAAUUGAAGAAACCGAAAGAAGAAUCGGUUGAAAAGGCGUUGCAACCAAAACUUUCCUUCAAGGAGAAAGAUGAAAGGCGUGGUUCGCAGCAAAGAGGUCGUGGUAGAGGAGGAAGAGUUCCGAGAUUACCACAGCAAAAUGGCGUCGUGGAGAGAAAGAAUCGAAUUGUUCUCAACAUGGCGAGGAGUAUGUUGAAGAGCAAAAAUAUGCCAAAAGAGUUCUGGGCUGAAGCUGUUGCUUGUGCGGUGUACUUAUCAAAUCGGUGUCACACCAAAAGUGUUCGUGGAAAAACACCACAAGAGGCAUGGAGCGGUUUCAAGCCAAAAGUUGCUCAUUUGCGAGUUUUUGGGAGCAUCGCAGAUGCACAUGUGUCAGAUGAGAAGAGGUCUAAGCUUGAUGACAAAAGUGAGAGGUAUGUCUUCAUUGGCUAUGAUCAAAGUUCUAAAGGUUAUAAAUUGUAUAACCCCAAAAAUGGCAAGGUCACCAUAAGUAGAGAUGUUGAGUUUGAUGAAGAUAAUGCUUGGGAGUGGAAAUCUAAAGAGCAAGAAUACUCUUUUAGUCCAUGCUUUGAAGAUGAUGAAGAAGAAGAUAGGGAGCAGGCUAUCACACCACCUUCAACACCUCCGCCACAAGAUCAAGAAGUUGGGGAAUCAAGCUCAAGUUCAAGUGAAGCACCUCACAAGAGUAGAAGUCUCUGUGACUUGUAUGAAAAAACGGAAGUGGUAAGAAAUGACUUGUAUGAUUUUACUCAUUUUUGUUUGCUGGUGGACAGUGAGCCUCUAAGCUUUGAAGAUGCUUGCCAAAAUUCCAAAUGA